GCGCAACCUGUGUAGAAGAGGAGGGAAAUAAAAGGAAGAUGAGGCGAUGAGAGAGAAAAUCUAGAGAGAGAAAGUGAAGAGAGAGAAGGAAGGAGGGAGAGAGAGAGAGAGACAGAGGUGGGUUACUCUGGGACUGAGCCGGGUGACCGAGACGAGUCUAACCCAACAAAAUUCACAGCAGGGGUGUGUAUUUGUGUGUGAGUGGGAAUAACAAAAAAAUGGAGAAGAUUACUACGAGUCUCCUUUACCACUAUACUUAUAGUGAGACCCUCACAACAACAACAACGCUCUCUCUAACCCUAACCCUAACCCAACUACGACCUUUCUCUUUCUCUCUCUCUCUCUCUCUCUCUCUCACCGACCCCCCAUUCUCUGUCUUAUUUAUAUCUUCUUCUCUCUCCCCAUCUUUCUCUCUCUACCCUUCUUCUUUUGGGUUCUUCUCUCCCAGGGCUCUUCAAUUCUUUUCACGGCGACCCAAAUUUUCAUUCAUCAACGAGUAUUUUUAGAUUUGCUCCAGCUUGUUGCUUUUAUGACCAUUCCUUUCAACAUCUGAUUAAUAUUGGCACUCGAGGAAUUGUGUUUUAAGAUCCUUUCUUCAUGGAAGAGCUUGGGAGCCCCCAGUUUGGAGGUAUAGGAAACAUUAUAAGAAAGAAGAGGAGCCAAACUUCCCGGCGACCUAGACCUGAGUCACUGCAGUUUUCUGAAAGUCAUGAUCAUUCACCCUUAACAUUGACUCCGGCUUUGGAUGAUGUGAGCAAGGUUUCCAGUGAUGAGAAUACAGGGGGCGACACUAAUUCUAGGAGGAAAGAGUUCAAUCUUAAUCGGUGUGUUUUGAAGGGUUCUGCUAGCAAAGCAGGUGGAUACCCUCAUAAGAGGAUUAAGAAGGAUGGGUCAUCUGGUUUGUCAUAUGGUAAUGGAGGUUUGGAAGAUAGCAUUGAUCAGGGAGGGAGUGGGUUGAAUCAGAGACAGUGUAGUGAAGAAAUCUCCACCCCUGCUAAGUGGAAAAGCACAAGCAAGACAAAGGGAAGCUUGGAAUUGCGGUCUACAACUUCAGAUAUACAUGAUGGAAGGAAUGGUGAAAUCCCAGGUUCAGAACAUCCAAGAAUGAAUGGGAAUGAACUUGGAAAUAAUAAGCUUAAAAAGGUUAAGCUUAAGGUUGGUGGUGUCACAUCUACGAUUCAAACAAAGUCUAAUUCACAAGGUGCAUCAGGUGGUGGGUAUUCUACAAAAAAUUCUAGAACUUCAGAUGCUCCUCGAUCACGUCCUAAGCUUAUUCUCCAGGACAAUUCUGAUGAUGAUAAUUCUCCUCCGUAUAAAAACAGUGGCAUGCUAGGUAUUCCGUGGAAGGAUUUCUCAAGAGACAGUUCUACUUGGGCAAAGGAGGAUUCUUCCAUGGGGAAGAUGCCCAGCAAGAAUGCAUCUGGAAACCAAGUUGAGAAAUCAGAGCCAGUUCGUAAGAGCAAGAGGGUGCCAAAGAGACGUGUAUUGGAUGGGGCAUUUGACGAAGAUGAUGAAGAUGAUGAGAUUAGAUACCUUGAGAAACUGAGAACUUUUAAGAUUGCUGCUGGAAGGGAAGAUUUUGAGGAAGAAUCAAUCAAGAAACAACAACGAAUUUCUAGGGUUUCUAAGAAUGGUAAGUGUGAUGAGAUUUUGGAAGAUUUUGCCUCAAUGUCAAGUAAAGACGGUAAAAAGAAGUCCCGAUCAGAAAGAGGAUCCGAGGACACAGAUUAUGAUGAGGAAGAAGAACUGGUGUCCGAUGGUGAGCCUGGAGGCAACAAAAAGAAGAAACUGAGGAACGAUUCCAUUGAUUCGUCAAUUGAAAGUAAGAGGGAACCGGCUCUCACAACUCGCCAGCGGGCCCUUUUGAACAAAGAUGCUUCUUCUGCAUCUGGUGCAAGUGUAAUUGAAUUCCCCAGUGGAUUACCACCCGUCCCUCCUCGAAAGCAAAAGGAGAAGCUUUCAGAAACGGAGCAGCAGCUGAAGAAAGCUGAGGCUGCUCAAAGACGUAGAGUGCAAGUUGAGAAGGCGGCUCGGGAAUCAGAGGCUGAGGCAAUUAGGAAAAUACUUGGGCAAGAUUCCAGUCGGAAGAAGCGAGAAGAUAAAAUAAAGAAGCGCCAGGAAGAAUUGGCACAGGAGAGGGCUGCCAAUGCACUGAUGCUUCCUUCAAGCACCAUUAGAUAUGUCACAGGCCCUACUGGGACUAUUGUUACAUUCUCAAAGGAUAUGGGGUUGCCUAGCAUUUUUUACUCCAAACCUUGCAGUUAUCCUCCCCCGCGUGAAAAAUGUGCUGGCCCAUCUUGUACCAACCCAUACAAGUACCGAGAUUCGAAGUCCAAACUUCCUCUUUGCAGUCUCCAUUGUUACAAGGUGGUUCAUGAACAGCUGCAGCCUGAAACUACCGGCUAAUGUUGCUAUUAUCUUGACCAUUCCCUGGUGUAGGUGACCUGCAUAUUCAUGUCAAUAUAUCUUGUAUUGAGAGUAGUCCUGAAACAUAUUUUAUAUAAUUGCAUAAUGUUGAGAUGUAUAGGAAUUGCAAUUCGGUUACAUGCUGUAAUACACAGCUGGAAAAUUCAAUAUACAUGUGGAAUUCUCCUCAUGCCCUCUGAUCCUUAUUUGGUUGA
Messenger RNA from Camellia sinensis, 2621 nucleotides. RefSeq lists its product as uncharacterized. Gene Ontology annotation, cellular component: Ino80 complex. Gene Ontology annotation, biological process: chromatin remodeling. Lineage: Eukaryota; Viridiplantae; Streptophyta; Magnoliopsida; Ericales; Theaceae. The record is from RefSeq and is a predicted model, not a curated record.